GAAUUUGCUUCGGACGGACACAGAUGGCCCAACGCUCGUCGACACGCUCGCACCAAGCACCCGGCGGCAGCUCGCAGAUGGGGUCGCUCAUCUUUGGCGGUGGUGGCGAAGAGAGCAACUUUGACGAAGCCCAGCGCAACCGCCGUGGCAUCCGCUCGCAGCAGCGCCCCGAAGCCGACCAGAGUCCGCUCAACCAAGCGCCUGCGGGCCAGGCCCCGGCGCGCCAGCAGCAGCACCAACACCAUCACCACCAUCAGCAGCAGCAAUCGCAGUCGCAGUACCAGCAGCCGCCGCAACAACAGCAACAGCAGCAACAGUACCAACAACCGCAGCAGCAGCAACAGCAGUACCAGACGCAAAACUACCAGGAGCCGCCGCAACAGCAAUACCGCCAGCAGCAGCAGCAGCAGCAGUCGAGCGCGCCCUUUGCUCAAGGCGGUGGUAACGAGUCGGGCGGCCGCGUCUCGUCGAACCGGUAUGCGUCGGGCGUCUCGCAGAACACUGGCAAUGUCAUUACCGACCGCAGUACGACCCGUAUCCACGCGCCCCCUGGCGGUGCGUCGUCGUUCCGCUUAGGGUAGACUCGAAAAAGGACACGAGAGAUCGCAUUUUGCGAUGUAGCAUAGGAUAACUGGCAUGGUUGCCUCAAUCAACACGAAUGAAGCCGGUGAAGUCUCC
This is a messenger RNA of Saprolegnia parasitica CBS 223.65, 678 nucleotides long. RefSeq lists its product as hypothetical. The record is from RefSeq and is a predicted model, not a curated record. NCBI's taxonomy places the organism in Eukaryota, Oomycota, Saprolegniomycetes, Saprolegniales, Saprolegniaceae. Bases 24 to 581 code for a protein of 185 amino acids. The transcript has a single exon.